Drosophila novamexicana is the source of this 3333-nucleotide messenger RNA. RefSeq names its product JNK-interacting protein 1 (gene Aplip1). Gene Ontology annotation, cellular component: cytoplasm. The record is from RefSeq and is a predicted model, not a curated record. Gene Ontology annotation, biological process: regulation of JNK cascade. Gene Ontology annotation, molecular function: protein binding. Lineage: Eukaryota; Metazoa; Arthropoda; Insecta; Diptera; Drosophilidae. The transcript is spliced from 7 exons. Bases 705 to 2207 code for a protein of 500 amino acids.
UUAAGAAAGUGGCAUAAAGUACAACAAAAUCAAGCCAGGAAUGUAUUUAAUACAAAAGCAUCCACAUAAUUAACGCCGGAAUCUAUUUUGGAACAAUUGAACAAUUUUCAAGCAAGCAAAAUCUUGCCAAAAGUUUAAGGCAUAUGCUAUCCACCCUCUGGCGCCAGAAUUCGAAUGGACUAGGGCUUCCAUCCGCCCUGGAACGUGCCGCAGUGUGUCCGACUGUGUUGCAAGCAACAGCAUUGCAAUUCGAGAUACUCACCCCCAAAAUAAAUAAUAUUUCUGAAGGGUAUGCGCAUGCGUGCAACUUGUCAACCCCCAAAUGCAGUUCCCAGCCAGCGCCAGAACGUCGACUGGUUGUAAACAAAAACAAGUUGCAAGCGUCGAGAGAGAAAGGGGGUGAGAGAAAGUGAAAGAGAGCACGAAAUGAGUGAGCACUGGAGCAUGCUCCUGACAGCUGAGGCUCGCAUAAAUUUCCCAGCUGCGAGAGGCAAAGACUUUAGCUUUGGAGUGGACGUCAAACUGGGCUGAAGUACGAGAAAUCGACGUCAAGGAAAUUAUUGAUUAAUUCAGUUUUGUAGUGAAAAAAAGUGUUUCGGCUGCUUGGGGAGAUGUUGAAUUAGUCGCAAAUCUCAAGUUCAAACUCGAAAGCCACUAACCACAUAGUUAGCCUCAAUUUGUAGGCGUGGCAGCUGGACAACGCGAUGGCCGACAGCGAAUUCGAGGAGUUCCGCAGGCCCAUCUUUGAGCCACACGCCAUAAGCACCACAUUCGGCAAGAAGAAGACCACACAUGCAUUUUACUCUCUAACACCCAACGACGAUCUUGAGGAUUCGAAUUCAUCCAAAAGCGAUGGCUCCGACCAGGAGGAUGGCAUUGCCGAUGGCAAGCUGCAGCGUCAGGUGGAGGACGAUGAGUUGGGCGAUGGCCUUAAGGUCACGCUCUCCUCGGAUGGCUCACUCGAUACAAACGACUCGUUCAACUCGCACAGGCAUCAUCCAUUGAAUCACCAGGAUGCCAUUGGUGGCUUCUUAGGCAUCAACGGGCUGACCCCAGUUGCUGCUGCUGUCGUGUCAGCUGUUGGCCCAGUUACCAGCACGGAGCAGCUGUUGACACCCAGCGCUGCGGCCACGCGACGUCGCCGCAAGUUGCCAGAGAUACCCAAGAAUAAGAAAUCUUCCAUUUUGCACAUUUUAGGUGGCGCAAAUGCCUGCACUCUGGCGGAUGAGUUCCGCAUGGGAGCAGCAGCUGCGGCUGGAGGGGGAGCUGGAGCUGGAACUGGAGCUGGAGCUGGCGCGGCUGGCUCUUUGGUGGCGCCGCGCACGAAUCAGCAGCGCUCGUUUCUAACGCUCAAAUGCGGCUAUCUGCUGGACGAGGACUCCAGCCCGGACUCGGAGCGUUUGCAGAGCCUGGGCGAUGUGGACAGCGGCCACAGCACGGCGCAUUCGCCCAACGAUUUCAAGAGCAUGUCGCCGCAGAUCACGUCGCCAGUAUCGCAGUCACCCUUUCCGCCGGUCUUUGGCGGCGUGCCAUUCGGCCAGCUGGAGAUGCUGGAGGCGACACACCGGGGACUGCACAAGUUUGUGCCGCGACACCAUGACGAGAUCGAGCUGGAGAUCGGCGAUGCCAUCUAUGUGCAAAAGGAGGCCGAGGACUUGUGGUGCGAGGGCGUCAAUUUGCGCACCGGCCGACAGGGCAUCUUUCCCUCGGCCUAUGCCGUCGACUUGGACUACAACGAGUUCGAUCCGACCGUGCAGCUGGUCAAGAAGGAGCGCUACCUGUUGGGCUACCUGGGCUCCGUUGAGACACUCGCCCACAAGGGCACCGGCGUCGUCUGCCAGGCGGUCCGCAAAAUAGUCGGCGAAUACGGCAACUCGCCCACGGGACAAACGUGCAUUCUGGAGGUAUCCGAUCAGGGCUUGCGCAUGGUCGAUCGCUCGGCGCCAAACAACAAAAAGGAGAAGAAGCCCUGCAUCGAUUACUUCUACUCGCUGAAGAACGUCUCAUUCUGCGCCUUUCAUCCACGCGAUCAUCGCUUCAUUGGCUUCAUCACAAAGCAUCCGACAGUGCAGCGAUUCGCCUGUCACGUCUUCAAGGGCAACGAGUCGACCAGGCCCGUCGCCGAGGCUGUCGGUCGCGCCUUUCAGCGUUUCUAUCAGAAGUUUAUCGAGACGGCUUAUCCCAUCGAGGACAUCUACAUUGAGUAGAGAGAGAGAGAGAUGAGAGGAAAAAACAAAAAACGAUACUUAAAAUACCGUAUAUAGUCUAUAUUUUUUGUGUGAUUAUUAAUAUAAAUCAACAAAAUUGUUUGGUCUUCGUCAAAAUGCUACAAAAUCACACACACACACACAAACAGAGACAAAGUGAAAAACCUUAAAACCUUUCAAAUAAUAUCAUGCAAUAAUAAUUAAAUAGAAAAAAAGAAAGAAUCUUAGCUCUAUCUAAACUCUCCCGGAUAACUCUCCCGUCAUAUUUGUUCGCGAAAUUCUUCAAAUUGUAAAUAAUUCAUUUCGGUUCGUAAAAAGCACACACAAAAACGAAAUACACACAAAGAACACAGCGAUUAGACAAUUUAAGUGUAACUUAGAGAGAGAGAGAGAGAACCGCUAAAAAUUCAAUUAAAAAAUCAAAUAUAAUUAAAACGUGACUUCUUAUAGCAAUAUCGGAAUAUAUAUCCAUGCACAAACCAGAUGAUAUGCUGUGCUCCUUCAACUUUUCGCGUCAAAUGGAGCUGGCUAUAAAAUACCCAAAAAAAAACAACAAUAAACCAUGCAUUACACUCAGAGAUAAAGUCCAGCAACUUUUAAGUACGAUCCAAAAUUUCUUAAACUUGUUUCAAGUUUUCUUAAACUGUAAGUACGACCUUUUUAUUUAUUUACUUUAAUUGAAAAUAGUUUAAUUAAGGAUUUCGUACUUCCUUCGGGCAGGUCAGUUAAUUUAAUUUAAUUUAAUUUAAGUUUAUGCAAAUUCUUUUAAGGCUUUUUAACUUCUUCUUUUUUUUUAACAAUUUCUUUAAGCAUUAAAAUCCAACAGAAGAAAGAAAUGUUCGGUAGGUAAACUUACAGAUUCUUUGAAGAAUGUUUGACUUGAGUACAGAAUUUUUCUCUGAGUGUACUGCCUGUGUGGCCAAAGUAGUAUAAGCCUUGAGCUAUCAAGAGAGUCUCUCAUCUGGCUUUUGUGCAAGUGUUAGAUAUAUUUAUAUCAGAUUUUGAUUUCUACAGAAGUUAAUUUAAACAAGGCUCACUCCACACGCAAAUUUUCUAGUAUUACCUAUUAUUGAAAGCCCAGUUCUAAGAUGUGUAAAACAAUUAUAUAUAAAGACGAAUAUAUAUG